Armigeres subalbatus is the source of this 1029-nucleotide messenger RNA. RefSeq lists its product as uncharacterized. Gene Ontology annotation, cellular component: membrane. The record is from RefSeq and is a predicted model, not a curated record. Lineage: Eukaryota; Metazoa; Arthropoda; Insecta; Diptera; Culicidae. The coding region runs from base 80 to 715 and encodes 211 amino acids. The transcript is spliced from 3 exons.
AGCCAACGCGACGAGUGCAAUUAGUUAAUUACCGAACAGCCGGGGUUCUCAGAAGUUCGAAAAUCAAUCAACACCAAUCAUGUUCCUGUUGCGAAGCAGUGCCCUUGUGAUUCUUGCCGUAACAAUCGCUGUAGCGGCAGCAGCGGCGACCAACACCCAGGAAGAACAGCAGAUGGUGAACCUGAUCAACGAGAUCGACCAGCAGGAGAGCUUCCCGCUGUUCGGUGGGCUCAGUAUGGAACGGGUUGAGGGUGCUCGCUCGUUCGGUGGUGUGGAAGCCGACGUCAACGAAAAUCUGGCCGAACGUGCCGUGCGGUACCUGAACACGCACAGUGUCAAGUUCAACAUUCCGGAAGAGGAUAGUGAGGGUCGCCAGAUGGAAGAAGCCCGCAGCAGCCGCCUGAAGAAGGUCUUCCUUCCGCUGCUGCUCGCCCUGAAGCUGAAGAUGUCCGUCGUCUUGCCAAUUCUGCUCACCAUCAUCAAGCUGAUCUCGCUGAAGGGCCUGAUCGCCGGACUGCUCGCCCUGAAGUUCUCCAUCUUCACCUUCCUGAAGGAUCUGUUCAACAAGAAGCAGGAACGUGUGACCACCGCUUACAUCACCAGCGCCCAGCCCGUGAACGCCGAGAUCGUGCACCAGGAUUGGCACCGCAAUGGACAGGCUUCGCCCCAGGAGCUAGCCUAUGGUGCGUACAAUCCUUACGCCACCCUGCAGUGAAGAGGCCCCCAACAAAACAUCCAGAACGAUGACGAUCCAACACCAGUGACGAUGGUUGGCGAUCAUUAUUGAGCGUAGACCAAAAAUAAUGGCUAGCUGCUGAAGCCAAAUUUUGCGAUGAACAGUUAAUUUAUUUAUUUAUUGUGUUUGUAAUGAGUUUUUAAGUUUUCUCAUUUAUUGUUUAACAUUCUUUCAACCUCCUUGUUGUGAAUCUAUUCGCCGCUUUAUUUGUUCUCCCUUCAAGUAUUUCCUUUGUUAUUUAUUUGUGUUGAAUGUGUAAAUAAGCACCAGAAAUAAAAAGAGUUUCAAACGAA